Molecule: messenger RNA, 5772 nt
Organism: Oncorhynchus masou masou (cherry salmon)
Lineage: Eukaryota; Metazoa; Chordata; Actinopteri; Salmoniformes; Salmonidae
Product: mucin-19-like
Exons: 43
Coding region: 1-5772 (1923 amino acids)
Cellular component (GO): extracellular matrix
Molecular function (GO): protein binding
Source: RefSeq, a predicted model, not a curated record
AUGUUGGCAAAACAAACCACACGCUUCCUCCUGAACUUCAAGUUCAAGCUGAAAUGGUCAAACCACACGGACACCAUACUGAAGAAGGAACGACAGCAACUCUUUAACCUCAGGAGGCUGAAGAAAUUUGGCCUGUCCAAGAGGGCCCUGUUCUACAGGUGCACCAUCGAGAGUAUACUGUCGGGCUGCAUCACAGCCUGGUAUGGCAACUGCCCCGUUGCUGACCGCAAGGCACUACAGAGGGUGUGGCUAAGGGUGCUGUACUGCAGCGCCAGCUGUGCCACCAGAGACUCUGGGUUCCUGCCCAGUCUCUGUCGUAACUGGCUGCCCCCCGGAGAUGUGUGUAAGACCUUUGGCAGUGGAGUCGUCCAGAUGUUCAACGGAACUGUAUUCUACGUCCACUCCACCUGUCCGUUCACGCUGACACGUUUUACUCACAACCGGGUGGACUGUGACAUUACCGUGCGUCGAGGUGUAAACGGACUGCUGGAAUAUGUCGAGAUCAACGUCAACAAGAUCCAGACCCGGAUUCUGUACAAUGGAACCAUCAUCAUCGAGCAGAGAAUGGUGUCCCUUCCCUACGAUCACACCUAUCAACAUGUGUUCCAGUACGGUACCAACACCAAGCUGAGGAGCACUGUUCUACCUCUGUCUGUCAUCUGGAGCAGUGUGGGCGUGGGCAUCGACUCUCUCUGGGUGAAACUGGAGCAGGAGCUAGUCCUUGGAAUGACUGGACUCUGUGGACGACCAGAUAUACCGGAUGACCGUCAGCAAUUGAUUGCAGAGAGUGUUCAUUCAGAGGACGGGUGCCAGACCAUGGACUCCCUCCGCACUAAGAGCAAGGUCUGUCAGACGUUCCUCUCCAACUACGUUGAAUGUCUGCAGGCUAACACAAGCAAAUACAUAACUCUUUGUCAAGAGAAUAUUUACGGAUAUGAAAAAGAGCUUUAUGUAAGAUGUGCGUUCUACAAAGAAAUUGCCCAUCGGUGUCAGACCAGCGUUGCUUGGAGGACCUUGACAAACUGUCCUGAGUUCAGUUGCCCAGGAAAACUACACUUUGAGGAGCAGGGUGAUGCGUUUGUUCCCACCUGUUCCAACCCAGCACCUAGAACCAAUGAUCAGGACAUCACCAGCACGUGUGUCUGCCCCCAAGGACAGGUAUUGAACGAUCGAGCAGAGGGCCAUUACUGUGUAAGUGUGUCAGCCUGCCCGUGUGUGUAUGCCGGGAGGAACUAUGCACCGAGGGAAGAACGCAGAACUAAAUGCCAAACCUGUAUGUGCAACAAUGGCAAGUGGAUAUGCUCUCAGAACAGCUGCCCUAGUCGGUGCGUGAUUGAAGGGCAGUUUGUGACCACGUUCGAUGGGAAACAGUAUGCCCUUCCCGGUAAAUGCGCAUACAUAGCCUCGAAGGGUUUUAAUUGGACGAUAUCCAUACAUUUUUCUGAGACGACGUCCUCCAUCCAAAACGUGUUUCUUCAGAUUUACCAGGUACUGUUUAUCUGCUUAUUCUCUCGCAACAGUGUACAGUUUGAGAAAGAGGAAAUCCGAGAGCUACAUCAGUCAGACAACGCCAUGGUGUUCUGGCAGUCAUCCAUGUAUGUCCAGGUAUUGACAUCCUUUGGCAUGAAGAUCCAAGUACAGAUGUCUCCAGACCUCCAGCUCUAUAUCACACUACCACAGAGUGAAGUAGGGAAACCAGAAGGACUUUGUGGGAACUACAAUACCGAUACCACUGAUGAUUUCACCACAAGCAGUGGUAUCGUAGAAAAUGCAGCGGAACCGUUUGCGUUGUCCUGGAGUGUAGGGGACUGUCCUGUUAACAUACCUAAAGUCUGUAUCAACAUCGACAACGAAAUAUUUGCAGACGAGAAGUGUCACACCUUGAGAGACCCCGGUGGGAUUUUCGCCAAGUGCUACGAUCACGUGCCUACUGACAAUUACCACAAGGCUUGUAUCCAGAGAACGUGUACCUGUGGAACUGGGCUGCAGCAGUGUUUGUGUGUGGCCUUGGCAAAUUAUGCCAAAGCCUGUGCCAACCAGGGCAUCACAGUGGGUGACUGGAGAAGGGACACCAACUGCACGGUAACGUGUGAGAACAAUCAGAGGUUUGACUACGAAAUGCAGGCGUGCAACAGCACCUGUCUCUCCCUAUCCCGGCCAGACCCCAGGUGUGGGGUGGAGGAUGCACCUGUGGAGGGCUGUGGCUGCCUGGAGGGCACUCAUCUGACCGGGGGGCUCACCUGUACCCCGAAGGCCCAGUGUCCAUGUCACCAUCAGGGAGGAGUCACACCACCAGGACCUGUUGCCAUCGAUGGACGACAGUGCAAAUGUGAGGAUGGAGAAUUGCUGUGCUCUGAAGAUUGUGGUUGCACCCAGGGGAAGGUUUGUGUGCAUUGCUCACAAUUUGCCAUAGACACAGCUCAAAAAACAUGUGCCAGUCUGAGCAAACCAAUAAGUGCUGUUCAGAAUUGUACAAGUGGCUGUUACUGUCCAGGGGGCCAGUUGGAAGACCAUAGGGGUGUGUGUGUCACUGUGGACAACUGCACCUGUCAGUACAGCGGCAAAGUGUUCAAAGCAGGACAGAGUGUCAAGACCAACUGUAGAACAUGCACCUGCCGCCAUGCCCAGUGGAGCUGUGUAGAUGAACCAUGCCCUGGUACAUGCCUGGUGUAUGGAAACGGACACUAUCAAACCUUUGACUCUAAAUGGUACCGCUACGAUGGGAACUGUCAGUACACAUUAGUGGAGGAUGGCUGUGGUAGUGAAGCUGGGUCGUUUUCUGUCAAAGUGGAGAGUGUCCCGUGCUGUGACGAGGCUCUGACCUGUUCCCGGACCAUCGUGUUAGACCUGUUGGGUAAUGUCACUCUGACUCUGAAUGAAAUGAAGGUUACGAGACGGCUCCAAGGGGGAUGGGCUUCUCUGGAGGCGGAGCCUCUGUACUCCACCCACACUGUGGGCCUCUACAUCAUGAUCUCAGUGCCUUCUAGAGGACUAACCCUCAUCUGGGACAAACACACCCGACUUACCGUCAUACUGGACGACCGUUGGAGGAACCGAGUGUGUGGACUUUGCGGGAACUUCGAUUCCAACGAGAUGAACGACCUGCAGAUGAGUGGGUCAUCGGUGGUGUCCAGCCCCCUCGCCUUCGGCAACAGCUGGAAGAUGGCCACACCCCCCUGCUCUGACGUGACCAAUGAGGUGUUUCCGUGCCAGCGCCACUCUUACUGCUCCGCCUGGGCCGAGAGACGCUGUAUGAUCCUCAAGGGAGACACCUUUAAGGACUGCCACUUGAAGGUGGACCCAGAGCCCUACUACGAGGCCUGUGUGUUGGAGUCGUGCUCCUGUGAGUUUGAGGGGAAGUUCUUGGGUUUCUGUACGUCCGUGGCGGCCUACGCUGAGGCCUGCAGUGACCAGGACGUGUGUGUCCGCUGGAGAACGCCAGACAUGUGCCCGGUAUACUGCGACUACUACAAUGAGCAGGGCCACUGUAGCUGGCACUACGAUCCCUGUGGACAGAUCAAGACCUGUGGCAAAAACAACCUCUUCACUGGCAAGCUGGAAGGCUGCUACCCGAGAUGCCCAGCAGAGGCUCCAUACUAUGAUGAGAACACAAGGAGUUGCUCCACUUUGGACAACUGCACCUGUUAUUCCAACGAGACUACUGUUGAACCUGGUACAGUUAUCAGGAAACCCACAGAGAAAUGCACUUGUGAACAGGGACGUAUGAACUGUGCAUCUACACAACCCACAACUACAUUCUCAUAUUCUACAACCAAAUAUGUUGAACCAACAUCUACAACCGAACCAACUUCUUCACAUACUGAAAUGACAAUCGAACCAACUCAUUUUACUGAAAUGACAACCAAACCAACAUCUGAAGGACCAUCGACUGAAGCUACAACCCUGUACACAAGUCAACCAACAACCUCCUCUACACGAUCUCCAACUACCUCUGAAUCGACAACAUCUACGGGUCCAACAACAAUGUCAACAACAAUAUCUACAGAGUCUACAACACGUACAAUUUGUGAGUGUAGAGACCUGAAGAGGAACAAGAUAUGGGUGUGUGGAGAGAAGUGGACAGAAGACUGCUUCAAUAAGAUUUGUAAGGGUGGGAAGAUAGAGAUGACUUCGGUCACCUGUCCGAAUCCAGUUCGCCCCACCACGUGCCCCAGGGGACAGAUGGUCAGAGUCUCAGAUGGAUGCUGUGACUACUGGAAGUGUAAUUGUCAUUGUAACCUCUAUGGAGACCCUCACUACAUCUCCUUCCAGGGUGUGACCUUUGACUUCCUGGAUAAUUGUACAUACAUCCUGGUCAAGGAGAAAACGCUGCGUCACCAUCUGACUGUUACCGUGGACAACUACUUCUGUAUUCCCGAGUUGGACGGCUCCUGUGCCAAAGGCAUCAUCCUGCAGUACCGGAACAACACGGCCACUGUCAGCAUCGUACCGGAUGAGUACAGGGUGAAGUCUACUCUGAACCAGAAGAACGUUGAGCCUCCCUAUGAGGAGAAUGGUAUCAGGUUUGAGACGACAGGCUAUAUGGUGUCUGUAUACAUCCCUGAGAUACGCUCACAUAUCUCUCUCACACCAUCCAACACUGUGACUGUCACCUUGGCCAUGGAACAUUUCCUGAAUAACACCCAAGGACAAUGUGGUGUGUGCGGUGGGAGCUCUUGUGUGCGUAGAAGUGGGGAGACUGAAGCUGACAGCUGCUGUGAUAAGACCGCCUAUGACUGGAUUAUUGAGGACCCUCUGAAGCCUGAGUGUAGCGCUGCUCCCAGGGACAUCCCUUGCCAUCCUCCAGGCCAUCCUCCAAACAAUACUACCAGCUGUCCUGGCAGCCCCCUCUGUGACCUUCUCUAUCACCCAGUUUUUGCAGAUUGCAGUAGGCGGGUGGAUCUGAGCCAGCUUGAGAAGAACUGUAGGUUUGAUUCGUGUGGUAGGAACGACAUGGCUUGUUCUCCUCUGGAGCAUGCUGCUGAGGAGUGUAAGAAAGCAGGCAUCUGUGUGAACUGGAGACAACUCACCAACGGGACCUGUGCUAUUGGGUGCCCAACGGGGAUGGCGUACAGAGAGUGCCAAGGUCAACUGGAUGACUACUGUCAUGGAGGAGUCCGUGUUCAAGGGAGAGUACAGGAGGAAGUUAAGGCUGGAUGUUUCUGUCUCAGAGGACAGUUCAGAGCUGAGGAGCACAAGAGGAUCUGUGUGUCGGAGUGUCCCUACUGCAAGGGUCCACUGGGAGAAUACAAGCAGCUUGGGGAGACAUGGCAGUCCAACUGCCAGGUGUGUACGUGUAGCAACCAAACCAAGACCGAGGAGUGUCAACCUAACCCCUCCCCUCCCCCCCCACCUCUCUGCAGUCAGAACUCAGUCCUGGUUACCGGCUGCUGUGGCAAGCAGACUUGUGUUGAGAAGACGUGUAACUAUAAUGGAAGGACCUACAAAGUGGGAGACAGAUGGACAGACCUCGCCCUGCCUUGUGAGUCCUAUAGCUGUACCAGAGAAGGCACUCAGACAGUGAGAAGCGUGUGUCCCCAUCAGAACUGCUCAGAGGAGGACAGAGUAUGGGACGAACAACAUUGCUGCUACACAUGUAACCAGACCUGUGCUACCAGGGUUUCUAGUGUGAACAUCACUGUAGACAACUGCACAGCAACACUACAGCUGCCCAUGUGUCAAGGCCAGUGUGGGACAGAGACAAGAUGGAUUGUUGCUCGCAGUGUUCUCCAACUGGAACAGAAGUUGCAGGAAGUGGACCAUUUUGUGUAG